Effrenium voratum is the source of this 990-nucleotide messenger RNA. NCBI's taxonomy places the organism in Eukaryota, Dinophyceae, Suessiales, Symbiodiniaceae. The record is from the annotation of a GenBank genome assembly.
AUGUUGCCCGGGGCGGGCAACAGGAUCACGGACGUUCCCGGCGUAAAGGUGGGACACCAGACCAUUAUUGAGGGUAAUCUCAGAACCGGGUUUACGGCAGUUCUGCCCCAUUCCGGCAACAUCUUCUUGGAAAAGAUUCCCGCGGCUGCGGAUGUGAUCAACGGCUUUGGGAAAAGCGCCGGUCUCAUGCAGAUCGAGGAACUCGGCACCUUGGAAACGCCGAUCCUGUUGACCAACACAUUUGGCAUUGGCACUGGCAUCAACGCCUUGAUCCGGCGGGAACUUGCCGAAAAUCCGGAGAUCGACAGAUCCGGAGGAACUGUCAAUCCGCUCGUCAUGGAGUGCAACGACGGUUAUCUGAGCGAUAUCAACGCAAUUGCGCUGACUGAAGCAGACGCGUUUUCCGCGCUUGCAGCCGCCUCAAGUGACUUUGAGCAGGGCAACGUCGGUGCCGGGACCGGCAUGAGUGCAUUCGGUUUCAAGGGCGGAAUCGGAACGGCUUCGCGUGUUUUUGAACUCGACCGGGGACAAUUCACGCUUGGAACGCUGGUACAGGCGAAUUUCGGCAAGCCCGGUGAUCUGACACUUCCCGAUGGCCGCAAGCCGCAUCCGAACAAUACCGAUCAAACAGAAGAACGGGGAUCGGUGAUCAUCGUAGUCGCGACCGAUGUGCCUUUGGAAAGCCGCCAGUUGAAGCGCGUUGCACGCAGAGCAGCCGCCGGUCUCGGGCGACUGGGGGCCUUUUACGGCAAUGGCAGCGGGGAUAUUUCACUGGCCUUUACCACUGCGUACAGAGUGCCGCAUUUCACCGAAGGCGAUUUUAUCGCGCGCGAGAUAUUGCAGGAAGACAGAAUCGAUGCCCUGUUCAAGGCGGUGGCCGAGACGACCCAGGAAGCGGUGCUGAAUGCCAUGAUUUCGGCACCGGCAAUGCGUGGAUACAAAGGGCGCAGCCGGCCCUCCUUGAGAGACUGGCUCAACGGUUCGGAUUGA